Messenger RNA from Staurois parvus, 1035 nucleotides. The record is from the annotation of a GenBank genome assembly. NCBI's taxonomy places the organism in Eukaryota, Metazoa, Chordata, Amphibia, Anura, Ranidae.
AUGUGUGUAGCUGUUUUGUAUAUACAUGUCCGAUUUGUUAAGACAUGUAAUAACUGUUAUUGUACACCUGUAUUUCACAUUCACACUCACGUGUUAAUUCCACACUUCUCUCUCCAGAGCAGGGUGAAGCUGCCGUACCAUGCAGAUGGGACCCAUCUGAUCAUUAAUGCUGCUAAAGAGCUUGGACAACUAUCUAAACUCAAGGAUCACAUGGUGAGGGAGGAAGCAAAGAGUCUGACUCCUAAGCAAUGUGCCGUGGUGGAGCUUGCACUAGACACUAUUAAGCAAUAUUUCCACGCUGGAGGUGUUGGUCUUAAAAAGACUUUCUUGGAGAAAAGUCCUGACUUGCAGUCUCUGCGCUAUGCACUCUCUCUAUAUACACAAGCAACGGACACACUCAUCAAAACCUUUGUCCAAACACAGACUGCUCAGGUCCAUGGUGGAAAAGGUAUUAGGUUUACUCUUAGUGAAGAGACUUAUCCAGAAAAGGGAUCUGGAGUGGAUGAUUCAGUUGGAGAGGUUUCCAUUCAUGUAGAACUCUUCACCCAUCCAGGAACAGGGGAGCACAAGAUUAGUGUCAAAGUCGUUGCUGCAAAUGAUCUGAAAUGGCAAACUUCUGGGAUUUUCCGGCCUUUUAUUGAGGUGAACAUGAUUGGUCCAAACCUGAGUGACAAAAAGAGAAAAUUCACUACAAAAUCUAAGAAUAAUAGUUGGGCCCCAAAAUACAAUGAGAGCUUCCAAUUUACACUGGGGAGUGAAAAUGGACCCGAAUGCUAUGAACUUCAGGUGUGUGUGUGUGAAAGAUUACUGCUUUGCACGUGAAGACCGAACAGUGGGCACAGCUGUCAUGCAGCUGAGAGAUCUAGCACAAAGAGGUAGCUGUGCCUGCUGGCUGCCACUUGGACGACGUAUUCAUAUGGAUGAGACAGGACUGACUAUUUUAAGAAUUUUGUCACAGCGCAACAAUGAUGAGGUGGCCAAAGAAUUUGUCAAACUCAAAAAUCUGACACUCGCUCUCCUGAAGAGGGCAGCUAG